AAACAAAAGUCCAAGUCUUCACAAAGAAAUAGAGUCAUUAAUGGAUGUAAGACUUUUCUUGAUAACGUACAGUGUACAGAUCAAAAAAGAGACAUCAACAUUGACUUUUGGUCCAACCAGCAAAGUGGUGCUGCCCUUCCCGGACCUGCAUGAAAAGAGAGGAUACCUUGUGCACCGGCCUGGCCUUUCAACAUAUUAAUGCAAGACUUGUCAAAGUUCUAUAUUUGCCUCUGGCACAACUGCAAGCUUGAUUUUUAAGGUCUUUCAGUAGAGAUGACCAUCUUUUUCCUCCUGCACUUACUUCUCGUAAUCAUGGUAUUUUUUGCUAUGGCUGGUGAAGGAACAUAUGAUUGCAGAGAGUCCAGGUGUGGAAGUGAUGGCCCUAGCAUUCAUUUUCCCUUCAGGCUUCAACAUCAGCCGGAAUAUUGUGGCUAUCCUGGCUUCGAGUUAUCUUGUGACAGCAAAAACAAAACUAUACUCACCCUUUCCAAUUCAGUUAGACUAUCUGUUGAAGAAAUUGAUUAUAUGUCUCAGCAGAUUCGCCUUUAUGAUCCUGAACGUUGUCUUAUUCUUAAGCUAGUUCACCUUAAUUUAUCAACAUCUCCUUUCUUUUUCACUGUUAAACCCUAUCUUACACUAGAUGACUAUUCGGUUUUCAAAUGUUCUGGUAUCCCAGCAGAUUAUCUGGGCCAACAACCUUGUGCCUCUGACAAAGCAAUAGUUGCUAUUGACUCCUCAUGGUCUUUGGAUGAUCUCCCCCCUGCAACUUGCAAAAAGAUUCUCGAAAUUCCAUCAGUUCCCUACAGUAUAGAGAACAAUUACCUUCAACUCCGUUGGUCAAAUCCGAAAUGUAGCUACUGUGAAGGUCUUGGAAAGGAUUGUGGCUUCAAGAACUAUACUAAGCAACUGAGAACCCAGUGUCUUGACCGACCAUACACUACAAAAGCUGGUACAUUAAAGAAACCACUGAUUGCAGGUGGAGUUCUAGGUCUUAUUCUUUUGGGAAUUAUUAUGUUGGCACUCUAUGAGUUUUAUAGCUCAAGCAAAAUAGAAAGAGAGAAUCAAGCGAGAGUUGAAAAUUUUCUGGAAGACUACAGAGCUCUCAGGCCUACUAGAUAUACUUACGCAGAUCUUAAGAAGGUAACAAAUCUGUUUCAGGAAAGAUUGGGAGAGGGAGCUUACGGGGUUGUUUAUAAAGGAACACUUUCUAAUGAAAUUCAUGUUGCUGUCAAAGUGCUAAAUGACUCCAUAGGAAAUGGGGAAGAAUUUAUUAAUGAAGUUGCAGCAAUGGGAAAAAUCCACCACUUCAAUGUGGUUCGCCUAGUUGGCUAUUGCGCUGAUGGAUUCAGAAACGCUCUUGUGUAUGAAUAUUUGCCAAAUCAGACGCUUGACAAACUCAUUUUUCCAGCAAGUUCCAAAGAUCGCAUUAUCCUUAAUUGGAAGAAGCUUCAAGAUAUUGCUAUGGGUAUAGGGAAAGGACUGGAGUAUCUUCAUCAAGGAUGUGACCAACAAAUCCUUCAUUUCGAUAUCAAACCCCAAAAUAUUCUGUUAGACCAUAACUUGAACCCAAAGAUCUCUGAUUUUGGUCUUGCCAAGUUAUGCUCUAAAGAGAAAAGUGUUGUAACCAUGACUGAAGCUAGAGGAACCAUGGGUUAUAUUGCACCAGAAGUAUUAUCCAGCAAUUUUGGAAAAGCGUCUCAUAAAUCUGAUGUCUAUAGCUUUGGAAUGAUGCUACUUGAAAUGGUUGGAGGGAGGAAAAAUUUUGACGCAAAAGCCAAUACUAGCCAAAUGAACUUUCCUGAGUGGAUUCAUCAACAGCUGAAUCAAGGAGAGGAGUUAAAAAUCAGGAUCGAGGAAGAUGAUGAUAUCAUAAUUGUAAGGAAAUUGGCUAUCAUAGGACUUUGGUGCAUACAAUGGAAUGCAACGGAUCGACCUUCCAUCAAAAUUGUUACGCAAAUGCUAGAAGGAGAUGGUAGCAAUCUAACUAUUCCUCCUCCUUUUACAGCAAGAUACACCACCCACGUAGGAGCUGGAGUGAUUGCAUGCCCUUCUAGCGAAGAGUUGACAAUGAUAUCAGAACUAGAAUGAAUGAAAGCUGCAUCUAAAGUUCUGAUGUCGGAUUUGGUACAAGUGGAUGCUUGAAUUUCAGUAAUUUAAUUAGAUAUCUUUCGAGUCAUUUAGCUGCUACAUCUCAACUCUUUUACAUGUGCAAGAUAUUUAUUGUGACUGCGUCUAGUUUGUUAUUCCCUGUAAUGCUAAGAAUUGAGUGUAAUAUUGCAACUAGAAUGAACGGAGGCCUUAAUUACAGAUCAAAUCUUGCACAUAAAGUUCUUAUGUUAGAUUCAGUACAAGUGGAAGCCUGAAUUUUGUAUAAAGUAUUUUAGUACUUCCAUUAGAUAUGUUAAGCCAUUUAGGUGCCACUGUUCAACUC
Messenger RNA from Nicotiana tabacum (common tobacco), 2431 nucleotides. Its product is annotated as rust resistance kinase Lr10-like. The record is from RefSeq and is a predicted model, not a curated record. Gene Ontology annotation, molecular function: polysaccharide binding; protein kinase activity; ATP binding. Gene Ontology annotation, biological process: protein phosphorylation. Lineage: Eukaryota; Viridiplantae; Streptophyta; Magnoliopsida; Solanales; Solanaceae.